UAACGGAAUACAAGUUGACCUGUGUAGAGUGUUUAUUUAAUUUUACAUAAAAUAAAAAUGUCAUCGUCCGAGGAAGAAAGUGAUCAAUUGGCUGAUUUGGAAGCUAUCCGUGAUCAAAUGUUAAGUCAACCACGAGGUGAACGUAUGCAAGUUAGUGCUUGGGAAGAUGACGAUGACGGAGUAGAAGCUGAUCGUAAUGCAAAAGAACCUGAUGCAAAAGAAAUUCUAACUGCAGCGGAAAAUGGUGAUCUGGACAAAGUAAAAAAAUUAUUGACAAAAAAUCCUCGUUUAUUAGAAAGCACAGAUAAGGAUGGUUACACACCAUUGCAUAGAGCGUGUUAUGGAAAUCAUGUGGAAAUUGUGGAGUAUUUACUUCAAUCAGGUGCACAGAUAGAUGCUAAGACUAACGAUGAAUGGCAACCAUUACAUUCUGCAUGCUGCUGGAAUAAUGUUGAAUGUGCAGCAGUUUUAAUUGCAAAUGGAGCAGACAUAAAUGCCAGAAGUAAAGGGGACCAAACACCUUUGCAUUUAGUGUCUGCAAGUUCUCAUAAUUCUUCUGCUUUGCAACUUCUUUUAUUACACCCAGACAUAAAGCCUCGUUUAGUAAACUCAAGUGGGGAUACUGCAGAACAAAUUGCAAAGAGAACAGGAAAAUACUAUCCAAUGUUUGAAAUCAUUGAAGACUGCUUAAAUGUGAUCUGA
This is a messenger RNA of Habropoda laboriosa, 702 nucleotides long. RefSeq names its product ankyrin repeat domain-containing protein 49-like. NCBI's taxonomy places the organism in Eukaryota, Metazoa, Arthropoda, Insecta, Hymenoptera, Apidae. The record is from RefSeq and is a predicted model, not a curated record. Gene Ontology annotation, molecular function: ubiquitin-protein transferase activity; protein binding. The coding region runs from base 58 to 702 and encodes 214 amino acids. Gene Ontology annotation, biological process: protein ubiquitination. The transcript has 3 exons. Gene Ontology annotation, cellular component: cytoplasm.